GCUUCAUGUGAAUGAGAUACGCACUGCAGAGUUCAAUUCAGGACAAUACGCACCACGACCCUCCCGAUAUCAUUACCAUGGAGACCUGUUAUCGCACACUUUGGAUGACAGUUGUUCUGGCAUCGAUUACGUGGAUAUCAGCCGCGGUAGGGCCGGUUAUCCGGUGCGAACCUUGUGAUGCUGGAGCCCGGCUCCUGUGCAAGCCGUUGCCCAAGGACUGCGCAGAGAGAGUUCGCGAAACUGGCUGCGGGUGCUGCAUGACUUGCGCGCUGGCAUUUGGACAGCGGUGCGGGGUGUACACGGGGAGAUGUGGCUCCGGGAUGACAUGCCAGCAGCAGCCCGGCGAGACGAAACCUCUCCAAGCUCUGCUGGAGGGACGAGGACAGUGUGCGAACGUGACCAUUAAAAGACCCACCGCCUCUUUACCUGCAAUCAAUGAGAUACAAGAGAAUGUGGGUGGUACUCAGGAGGAGGAGCAAAACACCACUGCCCCAGUGAUCCAAGCCCCCCAAGCCCUUUUCAGCACCAGCAGACCUCAUGUAGUCCCCCCCAGAGUCCCCCACCACCCCUCUCCCCUCCACCCCAUCAAGGCAGAGGUCAUCCGCAGGGAGCAGCUGAAGAGGGCCCAGAGCUACAAAAUGGAGGAACUCCCUGGAGCUCACAGCACAGACCAACAGAACUUCUCCCUGGAAUCCAAGCAGGAGCCAGUGUAUUGUUUUGGUGUUUUUCUCCCCCCUUCUCCUCUUCUCUCCCUCUUUCCUCCCCCUUUCCUCAGUGUUUUGGUGUUUUUCUCUGUCCGUCUGCAGGUGAUGAAAUGUUCUGGGUAUGGGUACUGACGGCUGGCGGUGGCGUGGUGGUGGGAGAUUGGCAAGGCGGUGAUUGGGUACAGUAGCGCUGCCUCUGUGGCUAACCUGUCGUUUCGCCGCAAGGCAUCCGCGUGCCUCCCGGGGGAACGGAGGGGAGCGGUGGCAGUCUGGAGGGGAGCGCCGAGUCUCAGAGCAAGCUGAUGAUGGAUUGGCCCUUUGCGUGUGCCUGUUUGGACUCGCUCUCCUCCCUCCUCUUUCUAUUUUUUAUCCUCUCUUUGGCCCGGGGGCGGGGAAACGAGUGCAGCACAAGGAAUUAACUUUGCCUUGAUUUGCUUUGAUCAGUGACUGGAGCUGGACUUGAGGACAAGGCCUGUCGGCUCCUUUCUAGGGCCUCUUUGAAUGCACCUUAUCCCCUGGCCUAUCCCUUUGUGUAAAGCGUUAGCUAGUUUCUAAGCGGCUUUCAGCAAAGUGUAAGCCCUCACAAGGUGGUCAGAUGAAUUAAUUUCCUAUUAGUUGCCUCUCUUUCUUCUUAUCCCUAGUACCAACAUUGUUUGGGUAUUACUGAAGGGUAGUGCGGUAGGCUACAGAUGGAGCUUGGUGUAGCCUAAUGCUAAUGAUAGCAUCCCUGUCUGAGUUCCUAGAGAUUGAAUUGCACUAUACUAAGUAAGCACACUGUUGUGGCUUGUGUUAGUUUCACUAUUUGAAUAGGAUAAAUUAGUGCCAUUAGGUAACUAUGACAUAAUUAUUUGAGCUGUAGGUAAUAGGCAGAGUGCUUUGGAUUGGAAGAAGUAAUAUGGGUCAUUAUAGUCUGUGUGUAUGUUUAGGGUCCCUGUCUUAGA
Molecule: messenger RNA, 1645 nt
Organism: Coregonus clupeaformis (lake whitefish)
Lineage: Eukaryota; Metazoa; Chordata; Actinopteri; Salmoniformes; Salmonidae
Product: insulin-like growth factor-binding protein 3
Exons: 3
Coding region: 12-836 (274 amino acids)
Biological process (GO): regulation of insulin-like growth factor receptor signaling pathway
Cellular component (GO): extracellular region
Molecular function (GO): fibronectin binding; insulin-like growth factor I binding; insulin-like growth factor II binding
Source: RefSeq, a predicted model, not a curated record